Messenger RNA from Amoebophrya sp. A25, 3714 nucleotides. The record is from the annotation of a GenBank genome assembly. Lineage: Eukaryota; Dinophyceae; Syndiniales; Amoebophryaceae.
AGGGGUAAUAAAGCCAUCACUAGACUACAAGCUUGAUGUAGGGGAACUAAAAGCUUUUAUUUUUUGAAUACCUUGAGAAGUCAUUCGCGAUCAUUUUUAUGGUCGUUCAUUCUCUUUCACUCUAGCUCUACCAUUUCCUAUCGUGUUGAUAAUUUGAGAUUUUUCUUCAUUUUUAACUACAGUUAGUAAGCGAUCCAGCGAAAACAUGGAUUCCCAUCUAGUUUGUGCGCCUGCGGAGUUGCUGCUACAUGCAGGAGCCGACGGCGCAGAGGAUCUUCACCUAGGCUCCGAGGACAAUGAGUCUUGCGUCGACGGGCCACCGGCUAAGCGUGCUCGGAUGUUGUGCUGUCAAUGCGGCAUCCCAAUGCAGAGUAAUGGUAGCUCCAUGUGCCUCCAGUGCAUGAAGAGUAGUCUCGAUAUCACCGACCAUUUGGCUAGAAGUGUGGUCUUGCCCCAUUGCCGCGAAUGCGAGCGCUACUUGGGUGAUUCCCGAUGGAUGACCUGUGAACGCGAGAGCAAGGAACUUUUGGCUCUAUGCCUGAAGAAAAUCAAAGGUACGGUCUUACACUUACAACACAGCUCUUGUUCUUGAUGAAGCUCUAGGUGUACGGUUCUGGUAUUUGGUAACCUCCUGAAUUUGAUCACAAGGAUUCUCUUCUUGUUUUCCUUAUGAUCGAAAUCAGGUUACCAAAUACCAGAACCAUUCACUAUCACUAGGUAGAUCUAUUAUAUAUAAGAUUACAAAAGUCUUUUCGCAACUACGGAUAUUCUUGCCUUUCCAGUGAAAGCUACCUCUAGCUCUAUCUCUACGACCAAUUAUAAUCAUAGGUCUGAAGAAGGUGAAACUUUGCGAUGCCGCUUUUGUGUGGACCGAGGAGCACUCCAAGAGACUGAGGGUUAAGCUCACUCUGCAAAAAGAGAUCGAUGCCGGCGCCAGUUUGCAGCAAGAACUGGUGAUCGAGUUCGUGAUCCAUAACCACCAGUGCGAGGACUGCAAGCGCUCGUACACACCCCACACGUGGAAAGCCGCAGUGCAGGUGCGACAACGCGUGGAUCAUCGACGAACCUUGAUGCAUUUGGAACAGCUGAUCCUGAAGCACGAGGCGCACUCCCAACUGCUGUUUUUGCAGCAGAGUCCAGAAGGCUUGGAUUUUCACUUUCUCAGUCAGAGUCACGCCAACCGAUUCGCAGACUUCGUGAAGCAGUGGUCACCAUGUCGAUUAGAGAAGAGUCGCACGCUCGUCUCCCACGACACGAAGAACAACAAAUACAACUACAAAUACACAAUCAUGAUCACGCUGGCACCGAUAUGCAAGGACGAUUUGGUGUACCUGCCGAAAAAGAAGGCGGCGGCGUACGGUCUGGCAGGGCAAUUGCUGCUCGUGCACAAGGUACAACUUCUGGUCAUAAGUACUAUACCACAAAUAAAGAAAAUCAUGUCUAGAUGUCUGCUGAAUACCUUUAUUUUUCGCCACGACAGUGCCACCGACCUAUAAAGAGAACUCUUCAUCUUUGGGACAACAUUAGGAACUACAAAUCCCAAAGUAGAAUACGCCAAUUCCUCCAAGGCUCACUGAAGACUCUGUUUCUGAAACUGAAAACAAAUCCACACUCUAAACAAAUCAAACAAAUCCACAAUGAAUCUAAACAAAUCAAUCAAAACAAUGACAAAAACAAAUCCACAAAUCAAAAAAAAAAGGUGGGGACGAGCAUUUCCCUUGUAGAUCCAUGCACGUGUUUGGGAUGCGAUGUUGCUGCAGUGAAAUAUUGGGAAAACCCAGCAGAUGUCGUCAUGACCCGCAAACACUUAACCGAGUUUCUAGUGAUGGACAAAGAGGUACUAGCUUAGUGUUAGUAUGUUGCUUAAUGUCUAUGCUGGAGUUUUGGACUUGGAGUUAAAAUCUAACUGUGUAUGUACUAUUAUAAUAUGUAUGAGAGGAUGAUUUAGAUUCUACAGGAGUUGUUCUUCUAGUUCUAGUACACAUUGUUGAUAAGAAGCAACAUCCCUCUACAAGUACAACAACUCUUAUUUGUUUAGUUAGAGAAGUAGCUUGUGGGCCAUGGGCGACACUAAAGAAUGUACAAGUAACGGCCUGAAUCUUUGAUAUCAGAUGUUAGAAGAGAAGAACGUUAGUGUGAAACGUCGUGGACCUCGCGCCCACAUGGGCUUGGCCGAGGUCGAAAUUGCUCGAGUCAGCGAACUGAAUGGAGGAGGCGACGGAGAUCUAAAACUCAUCCGAGUGAGGACGCACCUCGGAAACCUCUUGGAACCUGGAGACCGGGUCUUGGGCUACGACGUGAGUCGGGUAAACAUCAGUGGCGAAGACGACAACAGUUAAGGCUCCUGAUGUCGUAGUUCUAGAUCUAGUUCCCUUAGUUAAUAAAUUAUCCAUCUUGUUUUUUGAAAGAUGACAUUAUCCAUCUUUAUUUACUUUUUGAAAGACAUAAAUUAAAGACCUUCCACUAGUAAAGGCACUGCAAACGCCUCAUGUUAGGCACAUUCAUUCAUUCAUCUUUUUGAAAGACAUGAUCCUAGGACGAGAGAGUCUGCUUUUCAAGGGGAAAAAUAGGGACUUACUCCUAGGAAGAUGUAUAUUAAUUUCGAGAAGUAGAUGGUGAUGGAUCAGGGUAUUCAAAAACUGAAAAUAUCCGAGUUACUGACUGAAAUUCGCGAGGUAGCUUAAGAACGCCAAGGCUACUCUUCCUUCUCGUUCUCAUCAGUAUCUCGGUUAAUAUUCUGAGGAGUUACUUGCUUAAAUUUCAGUAGUUUUUCGAAUACUGACUAGGCUCUAAAACAGAGUCGCUGGGUCGUCCUCUGAGGAGUUAUUUGCUUAAAUUUCAGUAGUUUUUCGAAUAGACUUAUACUAGGUAGCAUAAUUACUAGGGUACUUCUCACUUCUAGUGGCUCUAAAACAGAGUCGCUGGGUCGUCCUCUUCCGGAUCGAGUACGAGGAAGAAGAACAAGAGUGCAGGUGGCGGAGGCUCGACCAUGGACAUGGAGCGAAAUAACAUUCCAGAUGUGAUUCUUGUCCGGAAAAUGUUCGUGUCUUGCCCGGUUCGGAGAGCAGCGAGACGAAAAUUCCAGCUGAAGCGACUGGCGGUAAAAGACCAAGAUCUAGGACGAGGACAGCGCGCCGCGAAGGUCGCGCACGAGGAAAGAGACUUCGAGCACUUUCAGCAAGACAUAGAGGAAGACGCAGACCUGCGAAAAGAUGUCCGGCUCUUCAAGGUGAAGACGCACAAAGUUGGAGGAAACAGUAAUACUUCUACUAGUGCUGUCGACGGAGCAGCUUGUAGUGGAACAACUAGUAGACCAGACGCAGCAGCUAUCAGAGGCUCUACUCCUAGUGAAGACGGCGACGAAGAAGAAACAACACCAUCAUCACUCGACAAGAGAAGUCCAUUAGUAGCUAUGCCGGAGGAUAACGAGGAUGACUAUGCAAUGCCGGAGGAUGUUCCCAUGAACGAAUUGAACGAGCUCAUGGGUGCUCUCACCGUAGCUGGUGGCCAACAGACAGCAUUAGGCGAUGAUGAAAGUGAGAGCGACCCUGAUCUGUAAUUAUUUGCAAUUCCACAUAUCUGAUCUCGUAAUAAUACUUGUAAUAGGUUUAAAGAACGGCAGCCCGAAAAUUCUUCUGCAAUUGAAUUUCCUUCUUGAAUUUCCACGACCAUAAGACUAUGUAUAUGUCGUCUCACAUUAAAGGCCCAAAUCGG